Molecule: messenger RNA, 3594 nt
Organism: Triplophysa dalaica
Lineage: Eukaryota; Metazoa; Chordata; Actinopteri; Cypriniformes; Nemacheilidae
Product: glutathione hydrolase 6
Exons: 4
Coding region: 65-1819 (584 amino acids)
Cellular component (GO): extracellular exosome
Source: RefSeq, a predicted model, not a curated record
GUAGGAGAUUGCAGGUCACUCGAAUCAAUGUUGUGACAUUACAACCGAAGUUGGCAGAAGGAAAAUGGUUCAAAGCACUGUCAAAUAUAAAGUACUUCCAAGCGACGCACAAGAUGUAAACGAGAGCGACUUUGCAGAAGAGGACGAUGACGAAAUUACUAUACAUUUUCAGGCGCCCUUCAACCAGCAAAGAGGGAGAAGAAAAAGGGACACGUAUAUCAGGGUCAUGGUGGCCCUGAUUCUUCUAGGAAUAGUUUGUGGAUUUAUGGUGUUUGAGUGGAAUGGGUAUUGGUCUGAGGAACAUGAGCAUGAUCACCACUAUAACCAAGAUAUUGAUAAUGACGACAGUGACCAUAAUCACAAAGAGGGAGAUGAUCAUCAUAACCACCAGAGUCACACCCAUGAGCACAGUGAACCUCUGUACCACCAAGCUGCUGUCAUUACAGACUCAGAAGUCUGCUCUAGGAUGGGUAAAGAGCUUCUGGAGGCGAGAGGAAAUGUGGUAGAUGCUGCGAUUGCCGCUUUACUUUGCCUUGGAAUUGUCCACCCACACACUGCAGGAUUAGGUGGAGCGUUUUCAGCUAUUUUGUACAACCACACUCUGAAAUCAUUUAAAGCAAUACAUGAUACUUCUCAAAAAUUGCCUGCUUAUGCAGCUCCCUCGCUGUUGCAGGGCCUCAGAUUAUUACAUUCUAACUACGGACAUUUAGAAUGGAGUGCGCUUUUCGAAGGCGCUGCAAAACUUGCAAAAAAUUUCAGUAUCGAUGGAAUCCUCUCCAGGGCUUUGGAAACCCACAAAGACAAAAUACUCCAGUCAAAAUUGUGUGAUGUGUUUUGCCAUGCAGAUGGCCGCGUGAAAUCAGAGGGAGCAGAUGUCGCCAAUGGGAAGCUAUCGGAACUUUUGCUGAGCGUCGGGCAAAAUGUCUCCCAUUUCUCAGAAAUGCUGGCCGUAAAAUUGGCUCAAGACAUUUCUGAUGCCGAGAGACCCGCUUUUCUUGCUGCUGCUCGGGCCGGGACUGCAGAAAUCAAUGAACCCCUUAUUGUGAAACAGGAGAAAUACACCAUUCUGUCAGUCCCCUCCCAGCUCAAAGGCAUAAUGGUAUCCAGGAUAUUAGAUGCAGUCAGGGAGCAAAACCUCUCUUUUCAGAACAAUGGAGAACUUAAUGACACUGCCUCUUACAAUGCUCUCUUAAAUUUGGCAAACGAAUUCUUCAACACGAGUCAGAAUCAUUCUAACCUAAGAGAGCUAUUGGCAUUAAACACAUCAUGCAGUCACAUAGGGAUCCUUGAUAGUCACAACAAUUUUAUAGUCAUCUCUACCUCGCUCAACAGCACGUGGGGAUCUGGGCAAUACUUACCCCAAAGUGGAGUAAUUCUCAGUGAUUUUACCUCAGACAUCACUCAGCUACCUUAUUUUAGUUUUCCUCUAGUUGUGAAGAUAGAUGAGGAAGAUGAUGGUCACAGUGAUACUGGGCAUGAAGAAGAGGAACAUGAGAUGCAGUUGGUUGCUGUGACUGGAGGUCUUUCUGCUCUCUUUCAGUCUGUGGUUAUGAUAAGGAACCUGCUUGACUUUGACUUGUCUGCUCUGGAAACUGUGAACAGCCCUCUUCUCUAUAUAGAGCAGAGAGAGCCCAACUUUCUGUCUGGCUGCAUGUCUGUUGUCACAAAUAGCUUUGUGCUUUCAGAGGGAAAUGGACAGCUACAGGAGGUGGGCGAAUGUUCGGGACGCUUUUUGUCUAUGCUACUGCAGCUGAAAGCAGGACAUGUAGGAGUCUAUGGUGCACCUAUCACUGAGGUCCAUGCUGAUGGCAUAGACUGAGGGAAGAACACCUCCGCACUGGGUGUUAAACACAUUCGUAUUGCCAGUGGAGAAAUAUGAUCUAAUAUCCAAUUAUUGGCUUAUUUCUUCACAUACUAUAAUAUAUUGAAAUGGCACUUAAAAACCCUGCUCGCCGCCUUGAGGACAACGUCCGAAUGUGUAUUCAUUUUUCUGCUGUUUUAAACUUCAAAUUCUCUCUCCCUGAGUGAAGACCGAAGAACUUUACCUUGAGUUUACAUUUACAUUUAGUCAUUUAGCAGACGCUUUUAUCUAAAGUGACUUACAUAGAGUAAAAUAAAGGUGAAGUAACAGAUUCUUCUCAGCGAUUCCAUAUGUGACCCUUGACCACAAAACCAAUCUAUAGUAGCGCGUGAACAUUUGUAACAUUAGUAAUCGCCAAAAAUACAGUGAAUGGGUCAAAAUGAUCUAUUAUCGCAACUUUUUCAGUAUUAGGAUUUUUUUGCACCCUCAGAUUCCAGAGUUAGUCCUAAUAAACCAUACAUCUAUAGAAAGCUUAUUUAUUCAGUUGUCAGAUGAUUUAAAAAUCUCAAUUUUGAAGACUGGUUUUGUUGCCCAGGGUCACAUAUAAGAACAAUUUGGGUUCAGUAACUUUUUAUGAUCAUAUGAACCAUUUUGCACUAUAAAGGACCUUCUUCUAUAUAAGGUUUCUUUGAAACUUAAAGGUUGGAACCCUACAAUCGAAAAUGGUUGUUCUAUGGCAUUGUGUAGCAUCUUUAUUUUUGAGUAUAGCAAAAAUGUUAAUGUAUUUUUCAGAUGUUUAAUGUCUACUGUUUCCUUUUAAGAUUUAAUGACCAUUAAAAAAUGUUUUCUUUAAAUGCCCUUUUAUAUAUAUAUUUUUUCUUUACAGUGACUAUUUUGUAUUGAUCUUUUUCUGUUUGAUCCUGUAAAAGACUAUAAUGCGCACAAAAAGCAUAUAAGAUGAAUCGAUAUGAUAUUCAAAGGACUGCCACUUUGUUCCUCAUGUGUCACAAUCUGAACCCACUGUGAAAUAAACCAGCACUGUGGCUUGAAUAUCACUUUAAUAAAAAUCAAGCAUAUACAAACACAGAGAGUUUUUGAUCUAGUUUAGAUUCAUUUUAAAUGUUUAAUAUCCUUGUAAGUGUAAGUGUGUGCUUCUACAUGUUUGUUGCAUACAUCUUUAAGCUGUCUAUUUUGGUUGUAAUUUUUAAUCUUUGCAAACAUUGUAGAUGAUGUAUAUUUUGUCCAUUGUGAAUACUUUUGAAGAUUUUUGAUUGUAAAACAUGUGAUGGUCCAUCUUGCUUGACCUGAUUGGCCUGAAUUGUCAGCUUUGUUUUAGUUCUCCUGUAUUUGUUAAUAUGGUUGUUCACGCAGGAAGGAAUUAUUGAGCAAAAUAGAUACCUCAUUAUGUUUUUUAGAAUCUCUCAUAGUUGUUUAAAGCAGAUGUGUAAAUGUUUGAAUUUUCAAAUACGUCUGUCCCUGUUUAAACAGAGACGACUAAAAUCAUUUUUAGCUUUGUUCCUCAGGAAAGAAUCAUGGUUUUGUUUAAGCAAAACAUUGUCUUGUUUUUGCGGUUUAUUUAAGCAUCCUGAGCAGUCUGAUACAGCAAUAUUGGUAAUAUAAUCAUUAUAUUUUGCAUUGUCUUUGAUUAAAUUUUUGAGUUUCCCUACAAAAAUACUGUAACACUUUAAUGCAAGAUGAUGAAUGCAUAAAAUAUUUGUCACGUUUUUUUUUUAAGAUUUCACUAUUGAAUGCACUGAAUUUUAAAAGCAAAAGUAUCAAAAUAAAAAAAAUGA